AUGUACAUUUCAAAGUUUAGAAAUUACACAAAGCGAAAGCAGGUCGAUACCCUAAUCACUGACCAGUCAUAUGCCACACUUAUCACUGACAAGUCAUAUGACAUACUUAUCACUGACCAGUCAUAUGACAUACUUAUCACUGACCAGUCAUAUGGUAUACGUAUCACUGACCAGUCAUAUGGCAAACUUAUCACUGACCAGUCAUAUGGCACACUUAUCACUGACCAGUCAUAUGGUAUACUGAUCACUGACCAGUCAUAUUGCACAGUUAUCACUGACCAGUCAUAUGGCACACUUAUCACUGACCAGUCACAUGGUACACUUAUCACUGACCAGUCAUAUUGCACAGUUAUCACUAACAAGUCAUAUGGCACACGUAUCACUGACCAGUCAUAUGGCACACGUAUCACUGACCAGUCAUAUGGCACACGUAUCACUGACCAGUCAUAUGGCACACGUAUCACUGACCAGUCAUAUGGCACACUUAUCACUGACCAGUCAUAUGGUAUACUUAUCACUGACCAGUCAUAUGGCACACUUAUCACUGACCAGUCAUAUGGCACACUUAUCACUGACCAGUCACAUGGUACACUUAUCACUGACCAGUCAUAUUGCACAGUUAUCACUAACAAGUCAUAUGGCACACGUAUCACUGACCAGUCAUAUGGCACACGUAUCACUGACCAGUCAUAUGGCACACUUAUCACUAACAAGUCACAUGGUAUACUUAUCACUGACCAGUCAUAUGGUACACUUAUCACGGACCAGUUAUAUGGUAUACUUAUCACUAACAAGUCAUAUGGCACACGUAUCACUGACCAGUUAUAUGGUAUACGUAUCACUAACAAGUCAUAUGGCACACGUAUCACUGACCAGUUAUAUGGUAUACUUAUCACUGACCAGUCAUAUGGUAUACGUAUCACUGACCAGUCAUAUGGCACACUUAUCACUGACCAGUCAUAUGGCACACUUAUCACUGACCAGUCAUAUGGCACACGUAUCACUGACCAGUCAUAUGGCACACUUAUCACUAACAAGUCAUAUGGCACACGUAUCACUGACCAGUCAUAUGGCACACGUAUCACUAACAAGUCACAUGGUAUACUUAUCAACUGA
Pecten maximus is the source of this 1116-nucleotide messenger RNA. Its product is annotated as stress protein DDR48-like. The record is from RefSeq and is a predicted model, not a curated record. The transcript has a single exon. The coding region runs from base 1 to 1116 and encodes 371 amino acids. Lineage: Eukaryota; Metazoa; Mollusca; Bivalvia; Pectinida; Pectinidae.